AUGAACACAACACCUAGCUCGGGAAAUUUCAGCGAGAUGUCGCCCCAGCAGUGCUUCUGCAGCCCUCGCGGCGUUUGCAGUGUCUGUGCAGCAAUGGUUCAAGGAGCGGGACAAGGCAUCGGCAUGUAUGCUGCACCCUCCGCACCCUCCGACCUACCCACCGCGGCGGGAGCAGACAUGUACUCUGGGGCGGAGUUCUUCGAUUGGGACGCCGCCAUGGCAGCUCAGUCAUACAUAGGCACCCAAACUCUAGACGGCUAUCGACCCACUCAGGGUAACUCCAGCCUUGCCCUGCAAGGGGCGCCAGAAAGUGGCUACGCGACACAGCCUCUGACUGAUAUCGACUGCCUUGCCUCUCCCUUUCGCAACCAUCUGUCUCUGCCUGUGACUCCAGCACCGCCUGGCCCGGCUAGUAGCCAGACUAUUGAAGUACCAAGGAACUUCCACACUGAAUCGUUCCCAGAGAACCUCGCUCAAGUCGAUAUGGGUGCAGGCCUCCAUGGCCAUGCUGUCAAACGCCACGAGGUGCCCAAGUCUGUUGGGAAACGAACGAUACGCGAUAUUACAGCCUACGACACAGCUGGCCAGCCUGACCACAAAACAAGAAAGCUAUUCGACGCAUCGGAGCAUCUGCAGUUCAACGGCGAGCAGACGGAGCUGCUAGAAGUUAAGCUGCAGCAGUGGCAGAAGAGGUCUCACCUCCCACUCGACAAAGAUCUCAAGAACAUCGCUGCCGCGUGUGAUCUAUCUCCUCUCAAGGUUGCCCUUUGGUUUGGUGCUAAGCUUCGACUCCAUGAAGCUCCAGCAGGACGGGUCCCGCGCGCAACGGAUCCAGCUCAACCCGCUGGUACAACGGACGUAUCUGCGAUGAUAUGGAAGUAUAUCAACGACGCCGCUAACAAAGACUGUACCCCUGGAAAGCCCGGGAAACUGGCCGGUAAAUUCCGCUGCACUUGGGGAUGCACAUAUUCGUCAGAUAGUAGAUUCGACUGGGAACGCCACGAAGAGUCGAAACAGCCACAGAACUUCUGGGCAUGUAUCAGUUGCCGCGGCUCAGACACUGGCGCCUCGUUUAUCACACACAGGCGUGACAAGCUAUUCCCGCACAUCCACUCUAUGCAUCCCACGGAAGAAAGCAACAAGGAUCAGCUCCGCGAGAAGUCGAAAGUGCAAUAUGAAGCACCCUUCAUCAGACACUGCGGCUAUACCUGUGUCUCGACCGGUCAAGUGUGUGGCCACAUCUUCAAGUCUUGGAAAGAGCGCAAUGACCACUGGAUAGCGCAUUUCAAUGAUGAUGUCGAUGGGCCUAGUGAUCAGCCUCCGUCGUCGCGCAACAGGGACGUCGGAGAUGGUGGCUCGCCCGGCGAUAGCAACAGCAACUCUUCAGAUGGCUCCUCGACAGCCACCUCUGGCGUUUCCCCGCCGACCCAACAGGGCAGCAAUAGUGGCCAGUCGAAACGACAACGAUACUCGGGAGGGCGACAAAGAGUUCAACAAGAGGCUCCGAAUGGGGUCCUGAUCAAGGCCGAACCUGCUCAGCCAUGCUCAGCGCGAAUGAGUCCUCCUACUCGUAAGGUUUGUCACCUCACCUUCAUCGACAUUCACAACCACGAACUAGUCACUCCAGACGUGACCCCCAAGUUCUUGGCGUUGGAUUGCGAUGUCGAGGCAAUGAAAGUGCUGCCACAGAAGACCUCCUUGAAACUGAAUGCUUCGACCGAACUUCGCUUACCAGCACGUGAUGGUGCUGUGGCCGUGAUGAAAGCAGCUAUCGAGAUUGCCAUGGAAAUGGGCUUCCAGUAUCUCUGGUCUGACAUGAUCAGCUCGACCGCGACAUCACAAGCCAACCGGAAAGAAAUAUAUGAAGAAGCAAUGUUGAUCACGUCCAUGGGCUUCCGCAAGGACGAGAGUCAGCCCAUCUGGCACUUCACAAGCGACUUCAAGCACUUGGAGAAAGUGCGGACCUGGUCGGAGCAGCGAAACUGGUUCCGGCACGUAGAGGCCCUCGGGCAGGGUGCUUAUGGCUUUGUCGACAAGGUCAAGCUCGAAUCGUCGGGUUCGCCGCCCGAGACCUAUGCUCGGAAGAUAGUCCUUCGAGACAGGACGAACAAGUCUCAGCGAGCGCGAUAUCUCAGAGAGAUCGAGAUCAUGCAGAGUCUCGACCAUCCGCAUGUCGCCCGCUUUAUCGCUGCUUACUGUGACAGGACUGCGUUCAACAUCCUCAUGUCGCCUGUGGCAGAUUGCGAUCUCCGACGAUUCCUCAGCACCCCUAAAGAGUUCGAAGCCAAGAUACAGUGUGUGCCGCAAUGGUUCAUGUCUCUGGCUGAAGCACUGAAGUACAUGCACAACACGGGGCUCCGGCACAAGGACAUCAAGCCAGCCAACAUUCUGAUUAGCGACAACAAGGUUCUUCUUACUGACUUUGGCACCUCUUUGCGUAACUCGAAGACCGGAGCGGCGGCGCUGACAUCGGGAGGGACCUUUUUGACGCCAAAGUACAGCGCGCCUGAAGUCGCAGCACAGAAGCUCCGGGGGCUACCUGCUGACAUUUUCUCGCUUGGCUGCGUCUUCGCCGAGAUGAUUGCGAUCGCGUGUGAAGGUUCGCUCGAACACCUUCAUGAGAGCAUCGGCUUGGCGGAUGAGGGCAGUGACAGUGAUACGAAUUACAAUCGACGCAUCCCACAACUGCAGGCUUGGCUUCGAUCGCUGGACAUGACUGACCUUAACGCCAGUCUGAAGAGGGCGAUCCUUGUCACAGUACAGAUGGUCAACAGCGACCAGACAAAGCGGCCUCUAGCCCCGGAAAUUGUCCGCCAGCUAUGCUCAAAAGAGCACCGCCAGGCAGGUGCAGCCUGCGAGUUAUGUUCCGAUCAGCAACGCCGAGCUGAUGUGCCCACGGCGGCAUGCCACUGCUGCUCUACAUCGUUGGGAAUAUGCCAUGGCAGCUUACCCCACGACUACAUUGUCCUCGACAGGCUGCUGUCCCUUCGCUUCGAUGGCUCCAACCUACAAAAGCUCGCGCUACAGGAGAAAAUCGUGUUCGAUCUGCAGAUCAAUGCAGACGUCGGCAAUGGUGGAAGCCAGAGCAAGCUGAAUCUGUUCAAGCAGCACUUUCAACAAGCUCUUCAGGACCAAGCAUACGUUGAUCGCAACGAUGACUACACCGACGACAAACCGUCAGUAAAGACUGACCGACCGCCGCUCAGGCAGGGUUCGAGCGAGUCUUAUAGGGCAUAUCAGAAACGCGUGGCGGACGCUUAUGCCAUGUCGUUGGAUCGCCCAGACACAAAUCGAGCGAAUCAAGUCACUGCGAACACUAUCCGAGGCAUUCCGAGAUUUGAGGAGGUCGAUGAUGAAUGA
Fulvia fulva is the source of this 3360-nucleotide messenger RNA. Its product is annotated as Serine/threonine-protein kinase Nek7. Gene Ontology annotation, cellular component: nucleus. The record is from RefSeq and is a predicted model, not a curated record. Bases 1 to 3360 code for a protein of 1119 amino acids. Lineage: Eukaryota; Fungi; Ascomycota; Dothideomycetes; Mycosphaerellales; Mycosphaerellaceae. Gene Ontology annotation, molecular function: protein serine/threonine kinase activity; ATP binding. The transcript has 3 exons. Gene Ontology annotation, biological process: mitotic DNA damage checkpoint signaling; protein phosphorylation.